Messenger RNA from Eruca vesicaria subsp. sativa (arugula), 1236 nucleotides. The record is from the annotation of a GenBank genome assembly. NCBI's taxonomy places the organism in Eukaryota, Viridiplantae, Streptophyta, Magnoliopsida, Brassicales, Brassicaceae.
UGAGGUGUUAUAUAUAUAACUGGAUAUCCUUUAGACACAAUCCCACACUGCUCACUGUCUUGAGACCAUUCCACAAUAAGUAAAAAAAAAAGAAAAAAAAAGAGAGAGAGUAUUUAUCUUAUUAUAAGAGACUCGUCUUAUCGUGAGGUAAUGAACGUGACAGUUAUAGGGUUGGUCGGUCUGAGAAAAAUGGGGAGGAAGACGUGGGUCGACGGAGACGGGAUGAAGAAAGGAGAGUGGACGGCGGAGGAAGAUCAAAACCUUGUCGCUUACAUCAAUGAGCAUGGCAUCUGUGAUUGGCGUACUCUCCCCAGAAGGGCUGGUUUGCAGAGAUGUGGAAAGAGCUGCAGACUAAGGUGGCUUAAUUACCUAAGGCCAGGGAUUAAAAGAGGCAAAUUCACUCCUAAGGAAGAAGAAGAGAUCAUCAAACUUCAUGCUGUUCUCGGAAACAGGUGGGCAGCCAUUGCGAAGGAAAUGGAUAAUCGAACAGACAACGACAUCAAGAACCACUGGAACUCUUGUCUCAAGAAAAGAUUGUUGAGGAAAGGAAUUGACCCGAUGACCCACGGACCCAUCAUCAAUAACAACCUCACCGUCACGACCACUAACGAAGAAUGUGGUAGCUCUUCAACGUCUACGUCGUCUUCUACCUCCUCAUCUUCCGGCUCAGCUUGGCUCCUAAACAAGCUCGCCACAGGUAUCUCGUCUAAACAACAUGAUCUUGAUCGGAUCAAGAACAUCUUGUUGGUCCCGAGAAUCACAAGCAAUGAUCAAGAUGAGCAAGAAGAAGGGUUAAAGAGGGAUCAUAAGAUUGGUGGUGGUGAAGAAAAUGAUGAUUUUCUGAUAUGGGACGAUGAAGAAAUUAGGCGUUUUAUGGAGACUGACGAAAUAGAGUACGAGACGACGGCGCCGUACGUCUCUCUCUUUUACGAAAGUACUCACAUACUUGACGACCUCCUCUGACUCGAUCAGUCCAGUACUAGUGUAUGUUGUUAGCAUAUGAUUUAUUGUUGCAACAGAGAAAAUUAAUGUGGACCACUUUGACCAAGAGAAUGAUUGUAAGAGAUGCAAGUAGCAUUACAAAAUACAAAAUGAAUUUAGAAAAUAAGUCGAUCGAGUCCAACGAAGGUUGUUUCGUAUAGUACUUAGCAUGAGAAUUUCCAUGUUGCUGUUAAUGUCACAAAGUCACACAACCAACCUAUUCCCAUUAUCCACGCCAGUCAUCUUAUAUAUUAA